AGGCUUUCUGUACCCAGACUGCGCCACAUUGUAAUGCCGAAGGAGCGGAGCGGCUUCAUGGUAACGUUCUCGUUGGGCAGCCGCGCAGUUUACCGACUUGCUGGGGAGUUUUAUCCUGAAUCGAAUCGCGUAGGUUUCCGCUCUCAGAUGCAUCAGUUUGUCCGGACGAGACGUUUUUCUUAAUAAAUAAGGAGGCUCGUGGUUUUUCCCCCCUGUUAAGUUGUUUGGUGUUGGAGCGCUGAAGAUUAAAUGGACCCCAGGGUGGCUUGGAUUCAGCCCGAGCAGAAAGGACCAGCCAACGUUUUGUGGAUGCACAUCUGGGAGACCUCGCACGGAUCACGGACUACUCAUACCUCCCCGAGCCCGCGGGUGAACCCGGCCAUGGCGCCAGGUUUGAUGAAAACCAGCUCGUCCAGCUGUAUCAGCCCGCAUCCCGGUCAGGUUUCGCCCAGUUUCUUUCUGCCUCCUCCGUUUGAUCACUGCAAUCUGACUGCACUGAAUGGCACUUGCACAGAAGCAGGGAAGCCGAGUGCUUCUCCCAAAAAUGGCUCCCUGUCUCCCUUGUCCUCCUCGCUGGACUCUGAAACGGACAGUCCCAAAUCGGACUCGUGUGACAGCACAAGCGCCCACCAUCCUCAUCCCCAUCCCAGACUCAUCUUCAGCUUCAAUGAGCAGCUGCACAACAUCAAUGACUAUUUGCAUCAGCACCAACAGCAGCAUCUCCAUCUCCAUGCACAUCUCCACCAACACCAUCAUCACCGCAAUCCGUCUCAGCAAUUCCCUCAAGAAUCUGACCAUCACAGUCAUCAUCACAACAACCACCAUCACAGUCAUCACCAUCCAGCCAGGAAGAAGGCUGAAACCAAGGCCAGCAGCACUUACGGGGUCAGCAACCUGCUCUCCAACUCCAACUCCAACCUCUUCUGCACUGGGAUGCCAUGGAAGACGAGGAGAUACAGUCCAGGGGUUAACGGUCUUCAUGAAGAGAUCGUGGACUUCUAUGCCUUUAUGUCCCCUCGACCUGAGGAAGAAGCCAUGAGGAGGGAUGUAGUGAACCGCAUCGAGAAUGUGAUCAAGAACUUGUGGCCGACGGCUAACGUGCAAAUAUUUGGCAGCUUUAGUACCGGACUUUAUCUUCCAACAAGUGACAUUGACCUCGUGGUGUUUGGGAAGUGGGAACGUCCUCCUCUGCAGCAGCUCGAUCAGGCUCUGAGGCAGCAAAACCUCGCCAAACCCUUCUCUAUUAAAAUCCUGGACAAAGCCACAGUUCCUAUCAUCAAGCUAACUGACAGGGAGACGGAGGUGAAGGUGGACAUCAGUUUUAACGUGGAGACCGCGGUCAAAGCGGCACGCUUCAUCAAGGACCACUUAAAGAAGUACACCGUGCUCCCGUACCUGAUCUUCGUUCUGAAGCAGUUUCUGCUGCAGUGGCAUUUAAACGAGGUGUUUACGGGAGGCAUCAGCUCCUACUGCCUCAUUUUAAUGGCCAUCAGCUUCCUGCAGCUUCACCCCCGGAUCGACUGCAGGGCGACCAACAUAAACCUUGGCAUCCUGCUGAUCGAGUUCUUCGAGCUCUACGGCCGCCACUUCAACUACCUGAAAACGGGGAUCCGCGUGAAGAACGGGGGGGCUUACCUUUCCAAAGAGGAGAUGAUAAAAGCCAUGAGUAGUGGUCACAGACCCUCCAUGCUGUGUAUUGAAGAUCCCAACUUACCAGGCAACGACGUGGGCCGCAGUUCUUACGGAGCCCUGCAGGUGAAGCGGGUGUUUGAUUACGCCUACAUCGUCCUGAGUCACGCCGUGUCUCCUCUCGCCCGUUCGUAUCCCAACAAGGAUAACGACAGCACACUCAGCCGGAUCCUGAAACUGACCCAGGAAGUGAUUAACUACAGGGAGUGGAUCAUCCAGAAGUGGGGGGACAGACACAAUGCCAGAAUCAACCGUUGCAUUGUCCAGUUCGGAGGCGACUCCGAGGAUCAGCAGAGAGACUCUGCAUCUCCCCAAAGUGCCGAUUCUCAUAUGUCUCUGUCCAGUCCUCAGCAGCACUCGUCAUCAUCUUCAGCCUCUUCUGUUUCAUCGCUCUCAGGAAGUGACAUUGACUCAGACUCCAUACCAUCUGGACCUCAAGUCCCCCAGCAAACCUUUGCAGCAUACACUGUGCCCAGCACUCAGCAGAGGCCACAGAGCGGGACAAAUCCGUCAGAAACUACUUCCUCUAAUGCACAGGUGCGGAAGCCCAACCUUGUAUCUCUUCCCCCACCUGUACCUGGCAGACCUCUGUGUUUGGACGGGUGUGUGCCACUGAGCAACGGAUACCGGCUGUCCUCGCCCAUCUACCUCGGCCCGCUCCCCGGCCUCCAACACCAGCCUAAGUUUCAUAACGUUCAGAGGUUCGGCCCGAAGGUUCCCGGUGGCUUCGAUCCUGGUUUGAUGCCAGCACCUCGCACCAGUCUUCCACAGCACAACCGAAACACGUGGCACAGAGGAGGGGGGAAACGGCGCCCUCUAGCCUCAGUAGAUAGAACAGCCACAGGUCAAAGGUAGCCAUUCCUGUCUCCACGCGGUCCAAGCUGCGUAUCCACGUCACCGGUGACUGCCAUUUGUUUUUUUUCUUUGUUUUUUUUUUAAAGUACUUUCCUUUAUUCACUUAUUUUUACUAUUGUUUUUAAAUUUUCCCUUUUUUCCCCCUGUUUGUGCCAAACACUAAAUGUUCUCAUUGCAGCCAAGCUGUAUUGGAGUUUAGUAAAACUCGUGCAAUAUGAGUGUUUUUAUAAUUUGCCUUUUUCUUUUUUUAGGUUAUUUUUAAUUUAUGUUUUACUACUCUUCAGUGUUUACAUUUUUGUGUUUUUGUGUUGUCAUGAGCAUAAGCCGAUGAAGGCCAAGUGUGAUGUUGCAUCUGUACUCCACUACUAUAUCAUCAUGUCUAAAUCCCGAGUCGUUGUGAAUUUUCCUUUUGCACUCAAUGGCUUCCCAGAUUGCUGGAGUUCAGCUUCAGUACCAGCAGGUGGAGCCACUCACUCUGUGCCAAAUUCCUGGGCCUAAGUGUUACUUAUGUCACAGUUGCCUGUACCUUUUUUUUUUUUUUUUCUCCUUCUCUUUUUUCCCCUCCAGCCAAACUGUCAAAUCUUGUUUUUCAUUUUGUUUAUUUGCCUGAAUUUCUCUUUAAUCCUUCUCUUCAUUCUUUCUUCAUUUUCUUUCCUUUGCCUUUACAACACAAGGAAAUAAGAAUGAAGUAAUGGCCGUGGUUCCUUUUAUAUGUAGAAUUACACACAAUGUAAAGGUGGCCUCCCUCACACCUUAACCUGAUGACUUUUUGUUAUGUAUGCUCAUCUCCUGCACCGGUAGUUGGUGUCGUUGAUUUAUCAGCCUUAACUUCUUUAUUAUCCAUUCCACUCCACUCGGUGAAGAUGCAUUUCGUUUACAUUAGCCUGGCCAAAAAGUGGUUCCUAAUCCAGUAUCCAUACCAGAUUUCCACAGUUCAAUGUCCACACCAGUAGGUGGCACCAAAGAUCUGUGCUGUACAAUUUUCUUGUUUAUUUGGAAGCGAGAUGUGCCAAAUUUACAGUGCGAGUCUACCAGACCAGUACCCCAGGGUGAAGGUUUCCCAGGUACCAGUGCCCCAAGAAGCACUAGGCCCAAUAAAAACAUGCAACGUUUCCAUCUAUGUUCUAUGCAAAUGUCUUGGCGCUGAUUGGCUGUUAGUCACUGUUGUCUUUAUUGUAGUGUCCUCACUGUAAUUGUACUUGGGAUCACAAAUGUGAUUUGGUUAAAUCAUGUGAUCGCAUUUUAAACCUUUUUCUUUUUUUUUCUUUAAACAAUGGAACAUAACUUCCUGCCCUAUCUCAGAAAGAAAGUGCUCAUCCAUUUAUGAUGUUACAGUUCUUAUAGCAUUUUGUCCCAAAGAUGGAGCGCACCAGACAUGCAUUCAGACCAACACACAUACACACGCAUUCAGAGCUGCACACAUCUAUAUAUCACACACACACACACACACACACACACACACACACACACACACACACACACACACACCAUUGCUGAUUUAUGAAUGUAUUCUCUUUUUCUUUCUUUUUUUUUUUUUUUUUUUUUAAAUUGCCUUUUUUGCCCCUGGGAAUUUUUUAUGUAAAGAUUUUUCUACAGAUUAUUUUUAAAAUAAAUAUCUUAAAUGACCAAA
Molecule: messenger RNA, 4174 nt
Organism: Clarias gariepinus (North African catfish)
Lineage: Eukaryota; Metazoa; Chordata; Actinopteri; Siluriformes; Clariidae
Product: terminal nucleotidyltransferase 4A-like
Exons: 13
Coding region: 250-2544 (764 amino acids)
Biological process (GO): RNA 3'-end processing
Cellular component (GO): TRAMP complex; nucleolus
Molecular function (GO): mRNA binding; poly(A) RNA polymerase activity
Source: RefSeq, a predicted model, not a curated record